AACAUCUGGCCGUUGCAGCGUCUUUGGUAGCGUUUUUUUCUAUUUCGUACUGGGGAUACCAUUGGAGAGGCAUCGGUCGAGCGAACCAGCGAUGAGAACUCAUUUCGUGCAAAAGGCCAUGGCUCCCCGGACCGAGACUGCAACCAUUGUGGCGACCGAAGCUCGUUCCAAGGUUGACCUUGAACCAGCCACCACCAAUGAUGAACAGAUAACGGAGCAAUUGCCAUCCAAGCAGCCGCCCAUGGAGAUCAUCUGGAUGAACGUCUUCAAGAUCCUAGUCAUCCAUGUGAUGGCCCUGUACGGCCUCUACGUAGCUCUAUUUCAUGCCAAAUGGAUGACACUUCACUUUACCAUCUUCUACAUCGUUUGCUCUGGUCUCAGUGUGACAGCUGGUGCCCAUCGCUUAUGGAGCCAUCGUUCCUACAAAGCCAAGCUACCACUCCGGGUCAUUCUCAUGCUUUUCAACUGUAUGGCUGGGCAGGUAAGGAAGACGGAACAAUUUUUAAUGUUGUGUGAUAAGUCUUACGCAAGAGGACACCGCGUCAGAUAUCGGUGCUUCACAGCGAAGCCAUCGCGUGGCAGUACAAAUCCCACAUUCAGUGUGCACCACAUGUUCACCAAGUUUGGCGACAUAAAACAGAACGUGAAUAUGCUCUUCACUAAAUUUUUUUUGUUUGCUCGCAGGUACCACAUUCCAAUGACCAUUCUGUUCUGCUUCAUCGUGCCGACCGUGCUGCCGCAUAGGCUCUGGGGCGAAAGCCGCUGGAAUGCAUUCUUCGUGGCCGCUAUUCUGCGCUGGGUGUUUCAGCUCAAUUCCACCUGGCUGGUAAACAGUGCCGCGCACAUGUGGGGCCAGAAGCCGUACGACAAGAACAUCUCGCCCGCCGAGAACUUCAUCGUGUCCUUCCUGGCCAUCGGCGAAGGCUUCCACAACUACCACCACACGUUCCCCUGGGACUACUCGACCAGCGAGCUCGGAUGGAAGCUGAACAUCUCGACGAUGUUCAUCGACCUCAUGGCUAAAAUUGGCUGGGCGUACGACCUGCGCAAGCCCACCCGCGAGAUGAUCGACCAGAGAGUGGCGCGAACGGGUGACGGAAGCCACCCGUCGCAACGGCACAACCACGAGCACGACUAUUGAUUUAGAUAGACGCGCUCUGAACACACCAUGCUCUUCUGUCAGCUCCUUGGUCCGCUACGCUCAAGCGCAGGGCACCCCUGCUCAGCAGCGCUCAACCACUGCGUGAAAUUCGCGCGUCGGCAUUCUCCGAUGGCCCGGACCCGUCUGAAAGGUUACUCAAGCCCGGCGCAGUGUUGUCGAUAAGCUACGUGACGUGACCACGUGACACCGGCAUCCACGAGGGCGCUUGUGAAGCAACCAUUGUGCUGCUCAGGUUCCUUAUUCUUUGUUCACCAUGAUGCAUGGGGUGCAGGUUACCAGACUGCGCUGAACGGCUUUGACCAUCUGGAAGACAUUAUCAGGGUGGAUAGCACACCGUCUGUGAAGGCCUAUAACUCUUUUGCGCAUAGCAGCAGGCCUCGUGAAUGCCAUCCGUUGGACCCACGUACCCAGACUAAAGACUUGUGACGCGUGAGGUUUGCGUAGCCGUGAAAAUAGUUUUGUGACCAGUAUGACAGCAGGGUCUUCCACCACCUCCUUAAAGAGCACUCGCAUUACCUUCAAAUGACGUUUAGUUUUUUUUUCUUUUUUUUGCUGGUGAUACUCGCGAGAAACUUUCACCGAGGAAACAGAAAGGCUGUGCUUGUGUUCGUGGCGCGCAAUAAGACUAUAUUCGCGUAUUUAUCGAAAGUCGUGCCUUAGGGAAAUUGUAGUCGAAGUGCUAGGGGCGUUAAUUAAUCAUCUCUCCGAAGUCUCCAGGAGGCUACUGCUAGCAAGUGCAAUCAAGAAAAUACGUGUGCGUCAACGGUUGAAGAGACUAACUACCUACUUUCUGCUCUUCACUACUUAUUUAUCGCAGAGAAGCGUUAUAAGGAAAGCACCUCUGGUCUCAUGCGAAUUGUUGUAUUGUAGUUUGUGCGUUGUCCGCAGGCCAAGCCCGCCAUGACGCGGUCACGCGCUUUUGUAUGUGAAAGAAUGAAUAUUCGUGCGCGUGUUUUCAUGUUGUUUUGUUGUUCACUAUGUAUUGUUCACUUCAUUGAUGUGACACUAAAAACUUGUUGCACCAAGGUGAAGUUAUCCUAUUGACGCCACUUGUGGCACACGCCUGUGUAUUGCACCUUGUUACUUUUUCUUUCGGCUCCCCAGGGCAUGUAGUGUUGUGAGUGUUUAACACCCCGAGUGGAUUUGUAGGCACAACUAUCGUGCAGUCAGUUUGUUCCAGUAUGUCUUUAUUAUCUGCCGUGUAAUUGACCGAGUUAGAUUUUGAGCACUAAGCUAAGCACACUUAUGUCUACCACCGAUAUUAUUCAGACGUAUCUAAACAUGUAUAUACCUACUUCGCAAUCUUGUUUUUUUAAAUAAAGUGUUGCACAUAUAAACA
Molecule: messenger RNA, 2501 nt
Organism: Rhipicephalus microplus (southern cattle tick)
Lineage: Eukaryota; Metazoa; Arthropoda; Arachnida; Ixodida; Ixodidae
Product: acyl-CoA desaturase 1
Biological process (GO): unsaturated fatty acid biosynthetic process
Cellular component (GO): endoplasmic reticulum membrane
Molecular function (GO): stearoyl-CoA 9-desaturase activity; iron ion binding
Source: RefSeq, a predicted model, not a curated record